ACAAGGAACGAGCGAUCGCUUUCGUGUGUUUCGUGCAUGGUAUCGUGGUUCUCGCGUAUCGCUCAGCGUACCCUUUGCGUGGUUUUCUGUGCACUAAAUACACUUAACAAUGUAGUUAAUCUUAUCUAUAGCAUUAGUGCGCAAGUGCCUGCGAAAUGUCUCGUAAAAAGCCCCCAGAUAUAAGUGAUACCUGCAGUAUCGGGAAUUCAAGUUUCUUGGCCCGUGCAAGUAGCUAUGCCCCACUUGCUGGACUACUGGUUGUAGUUCUCCUCUUAUUUGGCCACGUCGUCCUGUACUUCAGUAAAGAAAAUGGUCUUCGAGCUCACAAGGUCUACUCAUUCAUCGAAGAGCUGGUGAUUUCGAUUGCACUUGCAGAUAAAUUUUGGAAGGCCACUUUAUGCGGCAUUGGGGUGCUUGUGAUGACAUUUAUGAUGGUUUUCUACAAUAGUAACAUACCCGGUGUAGACCCUCCACUGCCAUGGGACUGCUCUGAUGGUCCUGUUGUCAUCACUGUGUCAUAUGCCAUGAGUCCAUUGAUGGGCCUGCUGACAUUUAUGUACUGCCUUAUGCCAAACCUUUUUCACGUCGACAAUUUAAUCAUAAAUCUUCUCCACAGUGUUUUGUAUAUAAAAUAGUACAAAUUUUCUGGCACCAAUGUACUUGUGCACUGAAAUCAUGUUUCAAAAACAUAUACAUUAUAGCAGUCCUCACAAGACUUGGUAGUCUGUUUUUUAACACUCUAAUUUUGUAUGUUUGGAGAUCUUCAAAUGCCAUCAAUAAAGAAAGUCAGUUGCUAUAA
Molecule: messenger RNA, 799 nt
Organism: Rhipicephalus microplus (southern cattle tick)
Lineage: Eukaryota; Metazoa; Arthropoda; Arachnida; Ixodida; Ixodidae
Source: RefSeq, a predicted model, not a curated record